CGGAUUGUUACAUUUAGUUUCACAUUCUAAGGUGCCUUACAUAUCAAGUCUUUCUCUUCAAUUUUCACUUUACACGUUCGCUGAAAAGCGCAUAAACACAUAUCCUUCCUAUCCGAACACCGUGACUGUCACAGUUUUCUUCGCUACACAGUCAUCCGCUCUGCUUCGAUCAUCUCUUAAGUCUUCUGACAUCCACCAACCUCUCAGUCAUUCUAAUCACUGACUCUCCUAGCCAUGGUCGACAAUCGAUGGGUCUGUGUCACUGCUGCCGAGACCCAGAUCGGUUUCCGUAUUGCCGAGACUCUUUUGAUCCAUAUAGAUUUCUGCGCGAAGAUCAACAGGGUCGUAGCCCUCACAACGCACCCUGAUUCCGACAGGGUGAAAUUUUUGGGGAGGUGCGGAGCUGCCGUCGUUCCACACCGGCGUCGGUAUGAAUACGAGAUUCUCCGAGCACUGCAGAUGGGUGGGUGCGAUACCAUCUGUUUGGUUCCUCCUGCGAACGGGGAGAGAUUCCAUAUUCUCCUCGACAUUGUUAGUGCAGCCAAGCUCUUGGGUAUCCCCAAUAUCUGCUUCAUUAGCUCGGUGGGGUGUGAUGUUGCCGACCCGCACUGGCAGCCCGGGCUUCGUCUUUUCUUUGACAUGGAGAGAUAUCUUCUUAAUACCAUGAGAGAUCCCGAUUCUCCUCUCCGUUACUCUCCUGUUGUGAUUCGCCCGGGGUUCUACACUGAUAAUGUUUCCGCGCAAUUCAAUGCAGGCCAGGAUACCGGCCAGGAUAAUACCGCCACCAUGUUCCUUCCUAUUGACGAUCAUGAUCGGUUUGCGCCAAUGGCUCUGACAGACCUCGCUCUUCUUGCGGCACAUAUAUUGACAGGCCAUGGCCAGCAUGGCUUCGAUGACCGUCACCAUGGGCAACUCAUAAUCUGCACUGGCCCCGUGUUAGUCACUGGACGAGAACUGGCGACGGCGGCUAGUGCAGCUUUUGGAAUUCAGAUAGACUUCAAGAGCGCCAGUCACCGGGUAUCAAGGAGUAAUUGGGCUCGAGUUUCCCAAGGCUUCCAUUACGACCCCAAUUGCCUGCUCGAGUUACUUACAUUGGUUUCCGAGGGAAAGAUCACCUUCACCUCCACCAUAGCGUUCCAUGAUAUCACCGGCUAUAAGCCCCAUAGCCCCCAGGAUUUCUUCAACGCCGCUGCAGAGGCGGCCAGGCGGCAGCAUGAACCCAGCCCACAGCCGAAUCUACAACUACUGAACUAAACGAUCCACGAAACGGAUAGUGAGACCAAAUUUUAGCUCGGAGGGUGUGAGUCGUGGUACCGCGGAUUGGUAGGGCUGAAAACGGGGUGUACACAAAUACCACACUUGAUCCUAAUGGUGAAAUUCGGAGUUAAUACAUUUAUAUACUAUAGAUGACUUCAAAUCAUGUCUACCCG
Eremomyces bilateralis CBS 781.70 is the source of this 1430-nucleotide messenger RNA. Its product is annotated as NAD(P)-binding protein. The coding region runs from base 235 to 1254 and encodes 339 amino acids. The record is from RefSeq and is a predicted model, not a curated record. The transcript has 4 exons. Lineage: Eukaryota; Fungi; Ascomycota; Dothideomycetes; Eremomycetales; Eremomycetaceae.